AUGAAUAAAUCUGUUGGAAAUAUCGAUGCUAAUCGUACGGAGAUGCUUAAUGGAUUUGAAUGUAGGCAAGUAUGUAUUGGACAAGAGAAAGAUUUCAAUACCGCUAGAAAGAAGGCAUUACAAUAAAUUGCUGCCUCGAAGGUCAUAAUAGAAGAUUUCAGAGACGUUUUCCUGUCUUCGUUUGUGUGGCCGGCUAUUGCAUGUGGACUACUUUACGAAGGUAAACACCUUUUAGGCACAACAAUCGCUCGGCCAUGCAUUAGCACAGCUCUGACAAGAAUUGCAAAAUCUGAAAAUGCAUUUAUAAUCGUUCAUGAUGCGACAGGAAAAGCUACUACAAUCUCUAUCCCGACAUCCAGGUACUGUAUCUUUACAGACUUUUAUACAAAAUUAUCAGAAAGAUCAGAUUUGUUAAAGUAUGCACAACAAAACGAAAUACCUAUUUCAUCCAGGAAAACUUCGAAAUCACGAUAAGCUAAGAGUCAAUAUGAAGCACAUCAAGAGUUGGAAAUGUUUGUAUUGUUAUAUCAGAUGAAAUCUUAUUUGACUAACAAAAUGACUGAUUACGUUUAUAAAUGUGAAACAACGCUGUAGGCGAUUAUACAAAAUAAUGGUUUCGUAAAUGGUUAGUACUGCUCAACGAGUGCUCUAAUUUGCUCUUUGGUAUUAGCAAAAUAAAUUUUAAGCAAACUCCUAUUACUCUUAUUACUCUUCGAUCUUACAGUAUGUACGCAUAGCCGACGUAGCAAAGAGUAUUCAUACAGCGAGAGUCUAGUCCGAACGAAUGGAAGAGGAGAUUACGAACUUGAAGGCGUGAUUUCAUUCGUACGCAAGCUUACGUAUUAAAAAAAUUUAGUAGCUCCAAAAAGGAAUUAUUCAGACUUGAAGUAUGAUAUAUAAAAUACAUUAAAAUGUGUAAUAUUUCGUAAAAAGAAUAUAGCGCUUAAGUGUAACAAAUUUUU
This is a messenger RNA of Bombus huntii, 962 nucleotides long. RefSeq names its product argininosuccinate synthase (gene Ass). Gene Ontology annotation, molecular function: ATP binding; argininosuccinate synthase activity. Lineage: Eukaryota; Metazoa; Arthropoda; Insecta; Hymenoptera; Apidae. Gene Ontology annotation, biological process: urea cycle; L-arginine biosynthetic process. Gene Ontology annotation, cellular component: cytoplasm. The record is from RefSeq and is a predicted model, not a curated record.